Molecule: messenger RNA, 763 nt
Organism: Diospyros lotus (date-plum)
Lineage: Eukaryota; Viridiplantae; Streptophyta; Magnoliopsida; Ericales; Ebenaceae
Product: ethylene-responsive transcription factor WIN1-like
Exons: 2
Coding region: 73-633 (186 amino acids)
Biological process (GO): regulation of DNA-templated transcription
Molecular function (GO): DNA binding; DNA-binding transcription factor activity
Source: RefSeq, a predicted model, not a curated record
CAUCUAUAUAUUCCCUUCUCCACUUCCCUUCUCUCUCUCUCUCUCUCUCUCUCUCUGUGAAUUAGUUGAAGCAUGGUACAAUCAAAGAAGUUCAGGGGGGUCAGGCAGCGUCACUGGGGAUCUUGGGUAUCUGAAAUUCGCCAUCCUUUACUAAAGAGAAGGAUAUGGCUAGGGACAUUCGACACCGCCGAAGAUGCAGCCAAAGCCUACGACCAAGCCUCCAUUUUGAUGAACGGCAGAAACGCCAAGACCAACUUCCCCGUAACACGCAAUUCGGAAGGAAAUCCAGAGACCGACGUCGAGAAGGCUUCCACGUCGUCAGUGGACUUAUCGGAAGCCCUGCGUGCGAAGCUUCGAAAAUGCGGCAAGGCUCCUUCGCCAUCUCUGACAUGUCUGAGGCUCGACACCGAGAAUUCGCACAUCGGAGUCUGGCAGAAACGGGCCGGGGCGUGCUCCGAUUCGAGUUGGGUUAUGACGGUCGAGCUGGAGAAGAAGAUUCAUGCUCGACCCGAAGAGGUGAUGGGCCGGCAAUCGUCGGAGUCGCCUCCAGCGGGUUCGGCAUUGACGGUUGAGAUGAGUGAAGAAGAGAGAGUUGCGCUUCAAAUGAUAGACGAGUUUCUGCAAAGUCCAUAGGCCGGUGACGCACUACUGUAGUAGAUGAUGAUGAUGAUGAUGAUCAUAUGAGAUAUAUAUAUAUAUAUAUAGACUUGCACUACUUAUCGCGAUUAUUAUUGAAAGAUUUGAAUCCUAUUAUUUUAAUAAA